AUGCAGAAUUAUAUACAACUCGAGAAGCUAGGUGAGGGUACCUACGCCUCUGUCCACAAGGGCAGAUCGAGGCUCACGAGUGACAUUGUCGCACUUAAGGAAAUACACCUCGACGCGGAAGAAGGCACACCAAGUACAGCUAUACGUGAAAUAUCUCUCAUGAAGGAGCUCAAACAUCCCAACAUAGUCAGGCUGCAUGACGUAAUACACACAGAAACUAAGCUGAUGCUUGUAUUCGAGUUCAUGGACCAGGAUCUGAAAAAGUACAUGGACAGUCACGGCGACAGAGGUGCACUGGAGCCUAACACCAUCAGAAGUUUCACAUACCAGCUAAUUAAAGGUACGGGAUUCUGUCACGAGAAUCGAGUCCUGCAUCGCGACCUCAAGCCACAAAAUCUGCUCAUAAACAAGCGCGGCGAGCUCAAACUCGCUGACUUUGGUCUCGCUAGAGCAUUCGGUAUACCCGUCAACACCUUCUCGAAUGAGGUCGUCACCCUCUGGUACAGACCGCCAGACGUCCUCCUCGGGUCCAAGACGUAUUCCACAAGCAUAGAUGUGUGGAGUGCCGGCUGCAUCCUCGCGGAGAUGAUCUCUGGCGUGCCGCUGUUUAGAGGUAGAGAUAACAACGACCAACUCAACGCUAUUAUCAAGGUCAUCGGUACGCCAUCAGACGACGUACUUCGUAGGAUCGCUGCUGAGAGCCCGGAAAUUCAGCUUAGGAACUUCCCACGCUACCCUAAGGUGCCUUGGCACACCCUUUAUCCUAAGGCACAUCCGUUAGCCAUCGAUCUCCUCGAUAAACUGCUCCAGUUCGACCCCAUCAGAAGAUUGAGCUGGGAAGGUAGUGAUGAGAUAGGUAUUGAGUCUAGUGUGGAACCUAUUGUUGAAUCGGCGACAACAUCAGUGAUAGAAUCAGUUUUAAGCAACUCUGAAUCAGAGUACGAAUACGAUUCUGAGUCUGAAACUGUGUCUAUUGACAACUCUGUCAUGGAUGAUGCAGGUUCUGAUUAUCAAGACCUGGACAUGGUAGUUGAAUCAGAAUCUGAAUACCAAUGUCAAUCAGUAUCACCACCUUCUCAGCUGAGAUCAAAGAGACAAGAAAGGUCUAAUUGA
Molecule: messenger RNA, 1113 nt
Organism: Wallemia ichthyophaga EXF-994
Lineage: Eukaryota; Fungi; Basidiomycota; Wallemiomycetes; Wallemiales; Wallemiaceae
Product: Negative regulator of the PHO system
Exons: 3
Coding region: 1-1113 (370 amino acids)
Biological process (GO): protein phosphorylation
Cellular component (GO): nucleus; cytoplasm
Molecular function (GO): cyclin-dependent protein serine/threonine kinase activity; ATP binding
Source: RefSeq, a predicted model, not a curated record